Acanthopagrus latus (yellowfin seabream) is the source of this 956-nucleotide messenger RNA. RefSeq names its product isochorismatase domain containing 2 (gene isoc2). The coding region runs from base 262 to 855 and encodes 197 amino acids. Lineage: Eukaryota; Metazoa; Chordata; Actinopteri; Spariformes; Sparidae. The transcript has 7 exons. The record is from RefSeq and is a predicted model, not a curated record. Gene Ontology annotation, cellular component: cytoplasm.
GCUAGCAAGGCGAUUGGCUCCUAACUCCGGCUGCUAUUGGCUCAAAGAAACGUCAAUCACUAGAGCCCGCGAUUCUAUUGGUCAAUGCGCUUCUAGGGAAGGCUGUCGGACUUGUGUGUCCUCUUAGCUACAUGCUAGUUACACAGGUGUCGUCACAUGGGACACAACAAGUUAAUGUAACCUGACGGGUGAACUUUCUACAGCCUUGUUGAACCUGUCACCCACUUCUCCUCCUCGCAGUCGGACCAUUCAGGCAGCAAAAUGGCAAAAAUUGGCAGACUCUCCACCAAGGAUACGGUGCUCCUCCUGUGUGACAUGCAGGAGAAGUUCAGGCCCAACAUCUUCCAGUUCACCAAUAUCGUCAGCAAUGCAGCCCGGCUGCUCCAGGCCAGCCGUGUUCUCGGUAUCCCCCCCAUUUUGACAGAGCAGUACCCUAAAGGCCUCGGCCCCACAGUACCUGAGCUGGGAGCAGAGGACCUGAAAGCUUAUGCCAAGACUUCAUUCACCAUGAUGAUAGAGGAGGUGCAGAAGGAGCUGGAAGCUCUGGGGAACCCCAAACGGGCCAUACUGUGUGGAAUCGAGGCACACGCCUGUAUUGCUUGCACAGCUUUUGACCUGCUUGAAAAGGGAAUGGAGGUUCAUAUUGUGGCUGACGCCGUCUCAUCCAGGAGCCAGACGGACCGUUUGUUUGCUCUGUCCCGACUGAAGCAGAGCGGAGCUUACCUCAACACCACAGAGGGUGUUCUGCUGCAGCUGGUUCAGGACGCUAAACACCCCAACUUCAAGGAGAUCCAGAAGCUGUUGGCCCACCCGUCCCCUGACACUGGCCUCCUCGCCUUCUUCAGCAAUAUGUAGGAAGAUCGUAGCCCGUCAUUCUGUUACACAGACCUUCCACACGAGUUCACUGCUUCCCACAUCCCAUUAAAGUGCUUCAAUAAAGAGACGCUGCUGCUUUA